Messenger RNA from Lindgomyces ingoldianus, 2736 nucleotides. RefSeq names its product glycoside hydrolase. Bases 118 to 2736 code for a protein of 872 amino acids. Lineage: Eukaryota; Fungi; Ascomycota; Dothideomycetes; Pleosporales; Lindgomycetaceae. The transcript has a single exon. The record is from RefSeq and is a predicted model, not a curated record. Gene Ontology annotation, molecular function: beta-mannosidase activity. Gene Ontology annotation, biological process: glycoprotein catabolic process; carbohydrate metabolic process.
CUGAUUCAGCGCUGCGAUUUUAUCUUUGGAGGAAGGCGACUUUUGACUUCUUCAACCGAUACUUCAAGUUGAGGCUUUUGACUACGUUGCUGGCUGUCAGUCGAGGAAACGGUCACCAUGGCUCCUAUAUCGUCCAGCUAUACGCCCCUCACGAAUAAUUGGACUUUCAAGCAGGGCAGUCUCUCCUCCAACAAUUCUUACCUCCCUGCAAACCCUGCUCCUACAGAAAUCUACUUGGACCUUCUCAAAAAUGGGAUCAUCGCGGACCCCUUCAAAGACAUGAACGAGCUUUCCGUCCGCUGGAUAGCCGACGAGACAUGGACGUAUCGCACCACUUUUCCCACGCCUCCAAAUCAUGGAAAGCCUAGCGUAAUCACGGAAGUGAGGUUCGAGGGACUAGAUACGUUUGCUUCGGUUUACUUAAACGGGAAGUUGAUUCUGGAGAGCGAGAACAUGUUUGUCACACAUCGCAUUAAUGUUACCUCGGCACUCAAGACGAAUGCAGAAGAAGAGAAUGUACUAGAAAUUGUGUUCGAGUCAGCUAGGAAGAAGGGGCUAGAGUUGAUUGAUCAGCAUCCAGAGCACAGGUUUAUUGUGCAUCAGACGGAGAUAUCGAGAGGGCCAGUUAGGAAAGCUCAGUAUCAUUGGGGAUGGGAUUGGGGUCCCAUAUUACUUACUUGUGGGCCUUGGAAGCCAGUAUUGCUUGAGACGUAUACUGCCCGGAUUGAGGAUGUGUGGGUAGCGUACGAGCUUAGUGGUGGCUUGAAGAAGGUUCAAGGGAAAAUAUAUGCGCGAGUAGAGGGCGCGAAGGGACAUGUGGAUUUUGAGAUUAAGAAGCCAAACGACAUCCUUUCCAAGCUGGAAGGUAAAGGCGUAGAUGGAGUCUACUCCGCUGACUUCGAUCUCGAUGUUGAUCUCUGGUGGCCUCGCGGAUACGGUUCCCAAACACUCUACACCGUCUCCGCGAUGCUCACCUCGGAAGACAAAACCAUCCUGGACCAGUCUUCCAAAAUGAUUGGUUUCCGCAAAGUCGAACUCAUUCAAGAAAAAGACUCCGUUGGUCAAUCCUUCUACUUCCGUAUCAACAAUACCGACAUCUUUGCGGGAGGCUCAUGUUGGAUCCCCACCGACUCGUUCCUCACCCGAGUCGACCCUGAGAUCUACCGUAACUGGAUAAAGUUAGCCGUAGAAGGAAACCAGAUCAUGAUUAGGAUUUGGGGCGGUGGUAUAUACGAAGCUGGUGCAUUCUACGAAUCUUGCGACGAGUUUGGAUUGUUGGUUUGGCAGGACUUCAUGUUUGCCUGUGCUAAUUAUCCUGCGUAUCCUGAGUAUGUAAAGUCUGUGGAAGAAGAAGCAAGACAGAAUGUACGGAGACUUCGAAACCAUCCUUCAAUCGUGAUAUGGGCCGGCAACAACGAGGACUAUCAAAUCGUCGAGCGGUACGGUCUCGAGUACCGUUAUAAAGAAGACAAGGAUCCGCAAUCGUGGCUUAAGACUGAUUUCCCCGCACGGUAUUUGUACGAGUAUCUACUCCCAAAAGUAGUCGAUGACGAAGCAAAAGGUGUUCCUUAUCAUCCUAGCUCCCCUUUCGGCAACGGUGUCAGCACUGUCUUAAAAGUCGAUCCAACAGUCGGCGAUGUCCACCAAUGGAAUGUCUGGCAUGGUGACAUGAAACCAUACCAAGUGCUUCCGCACAUGGGUGGUCGCUUUGUUUCCGAGUUCGGCAUGGAAGCCUAUCCGCACCUUGAAACUACCGAAAAAUCCAUCACUCGUGAGGCAGAUAGAUACCCUGGAUCCAUGGCAAUGGACUUCAGAAACAAGGCAAUUUGCCAUGAACGACGUCUCGUUUCCUAUGUCACGGAGAAUUUCCAGAUCAAGUACGACCUCCCAGGCUUCACAUAUCUAACGCAGGUGAUGCAAGCAGAUGCCAUAGCAUGGGCAUACAAAUCAUGGCGUCGGCAGUGGGGUACCCCGGGAAAGCGACAAUGUGGAGGUGUUCUCGUAUGGCAGUUGAAUGACUGCUGGCCGACGAUGUCAUGGGCGGUGGUGGAUUACUAUUUGGUUCCAAAGCCUGCGUACUACGCGAUAAAGCGUGCGAUGGCGCCAGUCACGAUAGGUGUAUCCAGGAAGUUUCACAAUUGGACAAUGCGACCAGCGGAUGACUUGUGGAAGAGGGAUACUUCGCACAUCGACAUGCGACAGAUCUGGGAGGACAUCCAAUUCGAUGUAUGGGUUGCAAGCAGUCUGGUGGAAAACUUGAAGGGAAAGAUAGUAGUGAAGUUCGUCUCUGUCCUUACCGGGAGGGAGGUUCACGAGAGGCUUGCCGAAAACGUGAGUAUCGAUACCAACGGAACAACGGAAGUAUUUCGAAACAAGAAAGUCGACACCGUGAAGCUCCAAGACCCAAAUUGUCCUUUCGAUACUUACAAAGCAGAUCCAUUCGUCAUCCACGUCUCACUCUUGGUUGAUGGCCAAGAAGUCGCAACUGAUACGUCUUGGCCCGAUCCCAUCAAGUACCUCACCUUCCCUGACAGGGGCAUCGAUUUUCACUAUUCAAGCGAUCGAUCAAUUAUAACUGUGUCAGCGUCCAAACCAGUGAAGGGAUUUGUCUUGACCGAAAAGCAGGGUGUAAGGCUGAGUGAUAAUGGCAUUGAUAUCAUGCCUGGCGAGUCAAAGACCGUUGUCGUCGAAGACGGUGACAUUGGUGCCCUAGAGUGGAGGCAUGUUGGUAUGUGA